UGAGGGCCCGGAAGCAUGAAACUCGGGGUGGGGCUCCCCGAAGUCCCCAGGGUCCACACAGCACAGAACCUCACGCAGGUCCACCUUCUUCCGCAGGAUGAACCAGACUCUGAAUGACAGCCAGGCGCCCACGCCCGACCCCAGCAGCCUGGAGCCGCGGGCGCUGGGCGUGCCCUACUGGGUGCUGAGCGCCCUGACCCUGCUCGUCUGCGUGUGCAGCCUGGCGGGCAACGGCCUGGUGGCGUGGCUGCUGAGCUGCCGCGUGCGGAGGACGCCCUGCACCGUCUACGUGCUGCACCUGGCCCUGGCCGACCUCCUCUUCCUGCUCUGCAUGGCCUCCGUGCUCAGCCUGGAGGCCGCCAAGGCGCACCCCAUGGCCUCCGAGGUGCUGCGCAGGGUGAAGUACUUCGCCUACACGGUGGGCCUGAGCAUGCUGACGGCCAUCAGCACGCUGCGCUGCGUCUCCGUCGUCUGCCCCGUCUGGCACCGGCAGCACCAGUCCCCGCGCCUGUCCGCCUGGGUGUGCGCGGCUCUCUGGACGCUGUCCCUGGUGAUGAACACCCUGGCCUCCGUCUUCUGCAGCAAGUACUGGCACUCGGAUGAGAACCAGUGCUUCGUGGUGGACGCGGUGUUCAGCGUGCUCAUCCUGGGCAUCUUCACCCCCGUGAUGACCGUGUCCAGCGCCACCCUGUUCGUGCAGGUGCGGAGGACCUCCCGGCGGUGGCGACGGCGGCGGCCCACGCGGCUGUACGUGGUCAUCCUGGCCUCCGUGCUGGUGUUUCUGGUCUGCGCCCUGCCCCUGGGCCUCUACUGGUUCCUCCUCUUCUGGCUGCACCUGCGGCCCCAGGUGGUGCGCCUGUACAGCUGCCUGUCGCGCCUGUCCGCCACCGUGAGCUGCGGUGCUAACCCCGUCAUCUACUUCCUGGUGGGCAGCCGCCACGCGGGCCCUCGGGAGCCCCUGGAGGCCGUGCUGCAGAGGGCGCUGCAGGAGGCCCCGGAGCUGGAGGGGAGAGAGACCCCCUCCGGGUACAACAACGAGGAAGGGGUCUGA
Molecule: messenger RNA, 1051 nt
Organism: Myotis davidii
Lineage: Eukaryota; Metazoa; Chordata; Mammalia; Chiroptera; Vespertilionidae
Gene: MRGPRD
Product: MAS related GPR family member D
Exons: 1
Coding region: 98-1051 (317 amino acids)
Biological process (GO): G protein-coupled receptor signaling pathway
Cellular component (GO): membrane
Molecular function (GO): G protein-coupled receptor activity
Source: RefSeq, a predicted model, not a curated record